AUGCCCACAGGGACACCAUAUAACGCCUUCAUCCCCCCGUAUCCUAUCCGCGUCGACGACUUUUCUACACCAUCCUCCUCCUCCACGAAUGAGAGCCAAACCCCUGCUGUCGGCUUGUACCUCCUUACGCACACCCACACGGAUCAUCUAAACGGGCUAGCAGCGCGCUCGUUCGGGCAGACGGUGGUAUGCUCGCACGACGCCAAAGAAAUGUUGCUUCGGCACGAGGUCUACGCCGAGCGCGCUCUGCGCGACAUGGACCUUCGGGCGCAGAAUGUGAGGUCUUAUGCUCACUUGAAAAUAGACCCCCAGCGGAUGGAGGACGGAAGCCUGAAUCGUGCGGGUUCGCGAGACCUACUGCGUGCCACUCCACUACACGCCCCAGAGGAGUUUCGUCUCAACGAUGGUCAAGCAGUUACAAUCACGCUGUUAGAUGCCAACCACUGUCUAGGAGCGGUCAUGUUCCUCGUAGAAGGCGACAAGGGUGCAGUGUUACAUACAGGCGACCUGAGGGCGGAACCCUGGUUCCUGAAUUCUCUUCGCCACAAUCCAUACAUCCAACGAUAUCUGGACACCUCAAGCGCCUCGCCAUUAUCGAAUCACAGGAAUUCAUCCCGCUCAACAGUACUGCCGAAGCUAGAGGCUAUCUACCUCGACACCGCAUGCCUACUGAAUACAUACGAUGUACCAAACAAGGCAGACGCAGCGGGUGGUCUAACCGAACUCAUGGCACUAUACCCCGAGACAACACGGUUUUUCAUUAACGCGUGGACGCUGGGGUACGAGGAUAUAUACAAAGCGGUCGCGCGCGCGUUCGGUGCCCAGAUUCACGUUGACCGCUACAAGCAUGGUUUAUACUCGCAUACGACCGGCGAUCCGUUCCUGACGUCCAUCAUCACCAAGGACGGGUCGUCGACGCGCUUUCACGCAUGCGAGCGAUUCGACCGCUGCGAACACGUACGGGUGAACGGCCGAGAGUCCCACACGCCGAGCGGACACCAUGUUGUCUACGUCAACCCCGUCAACAUGAGCACGGCCGGGUGGGACCAGUAUCACAAGCAGACCAGAUCACAGCUAGCGAGGGGCGAACGGGUGAACGUCCUGUUGGUCCCCAUCGCGCGCCAUUCUCCUCUCCCUGAAUUGCGAGCGUUCGUCUCGCUCUUCAAGCCGCGCCGCGUCGAGCCUAACACCCUAGAUCCCGCUCUGAAGGGCCUCGACGCGGCGUGCUUGAAGGCGAUGUUCGCAGGUUGUCUAGCUGAAGAGACGAGCUCACCUACCAGUGGGCGUUCCCUCGAUGCGUUUUGUACGUCGCAUGCGGUCGAUCGCCCGACGGUGGCCCUAGACGAGAUCGAGUCUUCCCUAAUACAGGAGGCCGAUGCCAAUGAGGACGUCGCAUUCAAGAACCUGGAAGGCGAAGGUGCCCGUGAGCUCGCAGAGAAAUGGGCCGACAGCGGCCGCAUGCGCAAGAAACUCCUCGUCAUGCAGGAGUUCCUGCCGCCGCACUACCGGCGGGUCGUUGACCAAAUUCUCGACGGGACGUACCGCCGUCCAGCCUCUCGUACGGCCAGGGAGAUCCGCCCCACGACGUUCCGCCGCGAAGCUCUUCAACCUGCACCUACCUUUUCCGACAUUGUACCCAUCCCGGCGCCAUCAGUGCCCACCUUCCAGGGCCGUGCGAGCGCCGCCGAGACGAAGGCGGCGAUGGCACGCUUCGUGGUUCCAAAGCGGCUGCAAUCGCCUGUCCUGGACUCUGACACAGAUGACGACGGGGAUGAAGACGCUCACGCGCUUACGGCGCACUUGCUCUGGGGAGGAGACGCAGACAUCCCAGCUCAUGUCAAUCCCGACAGAAGUUCGUCCCCGCUUCCCGAGACUAUGGAGGAACCAAUCGCGGGGCCGUCGCGUCGACCCGACGAGCAACCUGUUCGCCUUCCUAGCCACAUGCCACUCACGCCAAAGUCGAGUCGCGGGUCACAGGACCUCUCGCACUGGCUACAGUCUUCAUCGCCACUGUCUAUCUCGUACGACCCAUCCACCCCUAAACACCGCAACAUCACAGCCCACGAGGAACCAUGCGAGGAGGACAGCUCGUCGAGCACGCCCCAAAACGCAAGGCUGCUCCGGUCGCCGCUCGAGCCGAUGACGAUUCGACGGAAGGACAAGAUGCCGCAGAUGCCCACCCCCGAAACCCGGAGGCGGCGCCAUGUCGACAGCUCCCCCACCGUCGCAGACCGUGCGCAACGCCCGCGAAGCCCCCCCGCGCCCCAACUCGCACCCGCAUUCGCAGCGACCCCGCGUCAUAAAAUAGACCAGGCACGCCGAAGACGUGACGGUAGCACGGACGACGCUGCGGUGCCCCUCAUCGACCUCCGGAACCUCCACAGCAGCAGCAAGAGGCGCAGUCCGCGGGCGCGCGACGACCAAGAAGCGGCCCCCGUCCCCAAAAGGCGGCGAACGGAAGACGGCGCUACGGCUGCUGUGUCCGUCGCAGCACCGAUGCAGGCCGAGAGAGUUCUGAGCUUCGAGCGUCCCACACUAGCGACGUCUCCUCGAUCCGAUCGUCGUCGGAGGCUGGGGGCUUUCCCCACCCCCGCGCACGCGAGUGACUUCGACGCGGCCUCGGCGGCCGCCUCUGCACCCGCUCGUCCAGUGGUCAAGAAGGAGGUGUCUGCAACAACUACGGUCGGGGGUGGGGCGACGCGGAAGAGCAAAGAGGAACUGCGCGCGGAGCGCCUGCGCAUCGCCGAGAAGCUCGCCCAGGCUGUGCCGCACCGCGUCGACCCGGCCUUCUGGGAGAAGCUCAAGCAUGAAGUCAUGGGUGACGAGCACUUGGCGCGGGUGCAGCGUCAAGUGGAGGAGUUUAAGCAAGGCCUCGCACGCGGGCUGCGUCCGGGUCUCGUCAUCCCUCGCUUGCGAUGCCUCGAUAGUCAAGAGGAGGAGGCGGUAGCGUAG
Molecule: messenger RNA, 2952 nt
Organism: Trametes versicolor FP-101664 SS1
Lineage: Eukaryota; Fungi; Basidiomycota; Agaricomycetes; Polyporales; Polyporaceae
Exons: 7
Coding region: 1-2952 (983 amino acids)
Biological process (GO): double-strand break repair via nonhomologous end joining; protection from non-homologous end joining at telomere; interstrand cross-link repair
Molecular function (GO): 5'-3' DNA exonuclease activity; damaged DNA binding
Source: RefSeq, a predicted model, not a curated record